Messenger RNA from Sclerotinia borealis F-4128, 2385 nucleotides. NCBI's taxonomy places the organism in Eukaryota, Fungi, Ascomycota, Leotiomycetes, Helotiales, Sclerotiniaceae. The record is from the annotation of a GenBank genome assembly.
AUGUCACAAUCUCUUGCAAGACAGCAGCUCCAGCCAGGAGAACGUCUCGACAAACUCCAAGAUGUCCUCCUCUCCAGUGUUCACCAAUCUAUGAGCUGGGAAAAGAUGACUUCAAAAGUCAUUAUUUCUUCUUCCCCAGAGAACGAUGUUAGGACCAUAUCGCUUCUGGAAUGGACAAGACAAGUGUUGUUGGAGGGUGCAACUACCUCAUUCUUUGGACCUUCCUUACUUGAGCUUGAACCCCAACUUUUCCAGAGUUUUUUCUCCUUCGACGAUAAGAGCUGGAAACUUACUUACAAUAUUCCCGCUCCUUGGUCCAAUGAUAUGAGAUCAGCUAAAGCUACAGCCCAGACUGCUCUAACUAAUUACUUCGAAAUGCCAAAAGAUCGGCGCCCGGGAGCAUGUUGGCUAGUUGAAACGCUCGAAAAGGAAAUGAAGGCAGUGGGGAUUCAACCACCUGAUAUAGCGGCUUAUCUCAUGAUGUACUAUUGGGUAAUCAAUGCGAAUAGCUGGAAGGUGUCUUUCUGGAUGCUUGCCUACCUUAUUCACGAUCCAUCCCUCCUCAUGACCAUCAGUGAAGAGAUCUCUCCCAUGACAAACUCAAAUCCGACAAUGUCACCGAACGAGCUAGUGGCUUCUUUCAAUUCAACCGCCACUCCACAGCUGCUCGCUUUAUACCAUGAAGUCAUCCGCAUUGUCACUUCCUCUGUCUCGGUUCGUAAUGUCGCCAAAUCUGUUUUUGUAGGUGGAAAACAGCUACAACCAGGUGGACGUAUUAUUGUUCCUUAUCGCCAACUCCUACUAAAUGACGAUGUUUUCGGAAGAGACGCCUCUGAAUUUAAUCACGAGCGAUUCCUCCAUCGUGAUGGGAUUCUCAGCAAUAAUCCCAGUUACAGGCCAUUUGGCGGCGGAUCGACCUAUUGUCCAGGUAGAUUUUUAGCUAAGGCAGAAAUUUUAACAUGUGUCGCGCUCGCGAUUGGUAGAUUCGAUAUGCAACUUGUCAGUGGGAACUAUGAAUGCAAGAAGGGGGCUGAAGAGAGUAAUUUUCCGCGAUUAGAACUUCAAAAGCCGUGUUUGGGGAUAAUGAACCCUAAAGAGGGUGAUGAUGUUGUGGUCAAUAUUUGUAUAGCGUUGGCAUCAUCCUUGGGGUCUGAUAAAGUUUGGUAUUCUAAUAGCACCAUUUAUGAAGAUUCUGCGAUGACCUACUUUGCCCAACAAGAAGGGGAAUUGUCACCUUAUUGCUAUGUUAAGCCAGAAUGCAGUCAGGAUGUAGCAAAUUCUGUUCAUACAUUAGCUCGGCUGAAUGGCAAAGAAAUAGUACCAGUGUGUCCAUUUGCUGUUCGAAGUGGGGGUCAUCAUACGGUGAUAGGAAUCGCAAAUAUCCACAAUGGGAUAACCAUUGACUUGCGGAACCUGAACAAAACUACUGUCAGUAGAGAUAAGAAAACCGCCUUUGUCGAACCUGGUGCUCGUUCGGGAUCUGUUUACGAAACUUUGGUUCCGUUAGGUUUGGCCUUGCCAGGCGGAAGGAUAGGAGAUAUUGGUGUGGGAGGCUUCACUAGUGGAGGAGGAAUAUCAUACUUCGGUGCAGCUUACGGCUUUAGAUGCGACAUGGUCGAGAACUUCGAAAUCGUCGUUGCUAGUGGCAACAUAAUCAACGCAAAUCUGAAGUCAAAUGCAGAUCUGUUCAAAGCACUCAAAGGCGGGCUUAACAAUUUUGGUAUAAUAACACGCUUGGAUAUGAGAACUUUCAAAUUGGGCCAAUAUUGGGGUGGGCAGAUCUACUAUGUUGGAACCAAAAGUCCGCAGCUCAUCGACGCCUUUGUAGAUUAUACGACAAAUCCAAAUUUCGAUGGCAACUCCGCACUCAUUUUAACCACUAUAUAUACGCCCGAGAAAGGAUAUAUAGCGCUGGGCGACUUUUCUUACACCAAAAGCAUUCAACGUCCUGCGAUUUUUGAUUGUUUCAUAGCCGGCAUUCCAGCGCUCAUUGAAGAUGUCCGUGUUUCGAAUCUCUCCGAUUUUGCCUCAACGUUCGGGGCCAACAUCCCAGAGAACCUCCGUCAGACAUCUAUAACUGCUACGGUGAAACCAUCUUCACUUCUUCUUAGAGACAUUUAUAAUCUAUGGAAUGAGACUGUGCCUGUAGUUGCUUUGGCCACCAACCUUGUGUACUCUCUUACAUUUCAGCCACUACCAGUCUCUAUGCUUGCCAAAAUCUCAUCUACGGGUGGCAACUCUCUUGGUCUGGGUGCCGAUGAUGGACCUCUCGUUGUUCUCACACUUACUACCCAAUAUACUUCAAGCGAAUUCGACGCAGUGAUUACGUCUACAACGCGGGCGAAUGGAUCUAUGGUAACUAUGCAGAUGCAACCCAGCAUGUGA